GCGGCCGCCUCGUCCUCUGAAUCCAAAAUGUUGGGCGCAAAGCCGGCCGUUUUCCUCGUUGCUGUCUUCUGCUUCGGAUGGGUCUCUUCUCAAGAUCCACAGCCGAAAAAUGAAAAGCCGGAGAAGCAGAAGAAAAAACACAAGACCCUCAUUAGUCUUGAAGCAGGAAUGGCUGGUGAAUGGACCUCAUGGUUCAACGUGGACCAUCCUGGAGGCGAAGGGGACUUUGAGACAUUGGAGGCCAUCAGGUUUUACUACCCAGACCGCCUCUGUGCCAAACCAGCGUCCAUUCAAGUCCGGACCACGGAGUGGGAGCUGCCUGAGGAAGUGGGCGAAGUGGUCCAUUUCAGCCCUCAGGACGGGUUUCGGUGCCUCAACCGGGAGCAACGUGAGGGCAAAGGGUGCUCCAAUUACCACGUCCGAUUCCUCUGCCCAUUCGAUCUGUCUGCCUGGUUGGGCUGGUCAACCUGGUCGGCUUGGAGCGCCUGUUCGCAGACGUCCUGCGGUGUCAGAGGGACCCGGACCCGGCACCGGACAUGCUUGAAUGCCUCUCCACAGCUCCAGAAGUGCCAAGGGAAACCUGCUGAGCGCCAGACCUGCUCGGCAGGACCAUGCCAAGAGCCCAAAUGGAGCAGCUGGGGGACCUGGAGUCCCUGCUCCAAAACCUGUGGAAGUGGAGGCAAGCGAAUACGCCGCCGAAAGUGCCCCAAAUCCAAGUUACACUGCGUUGGACGUCCCUCGGAGGUGCAGAAAUGUCCCCAGGCACCUUGCCCAGCUUGCAAGCUCACCUGCAAGGUCGGCGUCCCCAAUAGGAACUGCACUGGCUGCGUCUGCCGCAACCACACCGUCCUGGGCAGCGUCCACAGUGCUGACGGGAUGGCUCUUGCCAACGCCCGGAUUUCUCUUACCGGCCAACCUCGAUCCGUUUUGACCCGCAGCAACUCCAAGGGCCAGUUUGUCAUCCGCGGCCUCUGCGACGUCAACCUCAGCGCAGCCCUCGACCGCUUUGCCCCAGGGAGCGCCCCGACAGUCAGCAACGGCUCUGUGACAUCCAUUGCAGAGAUCAUCCUGCAAAGACUUGAAAAACCCUAUAUGGUGUGCCAGCCUGAAUCCAAAGUGAGGACGAUGGGACAGGAAGUGAGGUUCUGCUGCAAAGCUCAUGGUACCCCCGAACCCCAAAAGUAUUUCUGGUAUCACAACGGGACGCUGCUGGACCGCCAGGCCACCAAGUACAAUGACAGCUUGGUGCUGUAUGACCUGAAGCCACACCAAGCGGGAUCGUAUCACUGCAAAGCCAGCAAUGAACACGGAUCUAUCAAAUCAUCUGUCGCUCACUUGACGGUGAUCAAUCCAGAAGUGCCAACCUGUAUAUCGCAGCCAGAGGAAUAUCUCAUCAGGCUUCCGGACGAGUGUUUUCAAGAAGAAACAAGUUCUUACUUCUACAACGUAGGCCACUGCCCAAAUACCCGUUGUGCAGGGCACCUAGCAGAGAUGCUGGAGUGUCGUGACAAAGACGAACACUGCUGUGGACCACAGCGAAUGGAGGUGCGCGAAAUCCCUUGUGCCAGCUACAUUUUGCCCAUCAAGGUGGUCGCUGAGUGCGGGUGCACAUCCUGCACUCAACCCAAGGUCCUUGUCCGGGGCAAAGUUUCAGCAGUAGAUGAUGGAGAACCCUUGCGAUUUGGGGAGAUCUACCUAGGCAUGGAGAAGAUUGGCUUCACGGGCUACAAAGGGACCUUCACCAUCGAGGUCCCUCCUGACACUCAGAGGCUUGUGGUCAAGUUUGUGGACCCAGCAAAGAAGUUUGUGGACACAGUGAAGGUCUUCCCUUUUGACCAACGUGGUGGGGCCGUAUACCAAGAAGUCAAACUCUUAAGGAGGAAGAAACCUGUUGACAUAGAAGCCAUGGAGACCAAUGUCAUCACGCUGGGUGAAGUGGAGGAUGAAGACCCAGUUGGGGAGGUCGUCAUCCCACCGAGCUCUUUCUUCAGAGCCAACGGGGAAGCCUACAAUGGGACCGUCAAGGCCAGCGUGACCUUUGUGGACCCUCGGGACAUGGCCACCGUGAGUGCGGCCUCCACUGACUUGAACUUCAUCAAUGCCGAAGGAGAUCUCCUCCCUCUCCGGACGUAUGGCAUGUUUUCCAUGGACUUCUGGGAAGAGGAGAGCCACCAGAGCUUGGAGACAGGCAAAGUGCAGGUCAGGAUGGAUGCCGAGCUCAUCAAGAUGCCCGACCAUCUCCGGAAAAUGAAGCUGUGGUCCCUCAACCCAGUGACAGGCUUGUGGGAGGAGGAAUCGUCCUUCCGGCUGGCAAACGGCAACCGCCGUAAGCGUGAAGAGCGAGCCUUCCUGGUUGGCAACCUGGAGAUCAGGGAGCGGCGGCUGUUCAACCUUGACGUCCCAGAGAACCGCCGUUGCUUUGUCAAAGUCCGUGCCUAUAUCAGUGAAAAGUUCAACCCCAUGGACCAGCUGGAGGGAGUCGUUGUCACCCUGAUCAACCUGGAGCCGAGACCCGGUUAUCCAGCCAACCCGCAGGCCUGGGGUCGUUUCGACAGUGUGGUGACCGGUCCCAACGGGGCGUGUUUGCCCGCCUUUUGUGAUGGACAGCGAGCUGAUGCUUACACUGCUUACGUAACGGCCACCAUGGGAGGCGAGGAGCUCGAGGCCGCCCCAUCGAGCCCGAGACGCGACCCACUUACUGUGGGUGUCUCACAGCCUUACCUCAACAAGCUUGGUUACCAGCGAAGCGACCACACAGACCCGGCCCUUAAGAAGACAGCCUUCAAGAUCAACCUUGCCAAACCUAAUCCGAACAACCUCGACGAAACCAACGGGCCCAUUUACCCCUACCGGAGCCUGAAGGACUGUGAGUCUGCACCAGUUACGGCCAACCAUUUCCGCUUCUCCCGUGUGGAAGUUGAUAAGUACGAGUACAAUGUGGUGCCAUUCAAGGAGAGUGACUUGACCACCUGGACAGGGGACUACCUCUCAUGGUGGCCCAACCCACAGGAAUUCCGGGCCUGCUACAUCAAAGUGAAGAUCAACGGGCCGCAGGAAUACAUGGUGAGGUCACGGAAUGUGGGUGGCACGCACCCGCAGACCAGGGGGCAACUCUACGGCCUCCGAGACUCCCGGAGUGUGCGGGACAUCGAAACGUAUAACAGUUCCGCAGCAUGUGUGGAGUUCAAAUGCAGUGGGAUGCUAUUUGACCAAGAACUGGUAGACCGGACGUUGGUCUCCAUCAUCCCGCAGGGAAGUUGCCGCCGUACAGCAGUCAACAGCUACCUGAGAGAGUACCUGGGCCGGCACCCGCCGGCAGUGGAGAACAAUGACACGGCAGCCUUUGCCAUGUUGGCCCCAUUAGACCCACUUGGGCACAACUACGGGAUCUACACGGUGACGGACCAGAACCCGCGGCUGGCCAAGGAGAUCGCCAUUGGGCGGUGUUUCGACGGCACCUCAGAUGGCUACUCACGGGAGAUGCGGUCCCUCAAGGGCACGGCCCUGACUUUUACCUGUCAGGAGAAGCCAGUGGGGCGGAAGAGCUUCUUCCAACGACUCCUUGAGUCCCCUUCCCAAGCGCUGACAGAGAUCCAGCGAGAAAUGAGCGCCAACGAGCAGCGCCGCGGUCCAUCCCGCGCUGUGCCUUACCCAGCCAGGUUAAGGACUGUGGUUCACAAACAAACUGGGCAAAACCCUGGGCCCCAAAGGCAGGCAUAACCAGGAUUGUUGGGCUGUCUUUGUGCCACCUUGCCUACUCCUUGAGUACACUGGUAGGCAAAUAUCUCACCUUGGCAAAUUUCAUCCCUUUCCCAUCCAGGACAACCACUUUACAGAUGCGGACUGGACUCUAAUUUCAGAGGAACAC
Molecule: messenger RNA, 3868 nt
Organism: Anolis sagrei ordinatus
Lineage: Eukaryota; Metazoa; Chordata; Lepidosauria; Squamata; Anolidae
Gene: CILP2
Product: cartilage intermediate layer protein 2
Source: RefSeq, a predicted model, not a curated record